GUCAGCCAAGGAGGGGAAAAGUUGAGCAUGAGCCAGAUUUGAGCAGAUUUUUCAAAGAGAGAGAGGAGGGGGGGCUGCUGUUGAACAGACUAGCUGCAGUUGUCCUCAGACCUCUAGUGCUUCAAUGCUCUUCACUUCUGUUUUACCGGCUGGAUUGCGCGUGUCCCUUAAAAGGUGUGUCGGUGAGAGUGUGUGUAUGUGUGUGUGUGUGUCAGAGGGUGUUCGUGUGCGUGUCUGAGCAGAAUUGGGACCAAAGCACUGCGGAUUUGUGUGCAGCAUAUUCUGUGGACCGAUGCCCUCUGCUUCUCCAAACAGGACACACUGAUUUACCUGCUUAACAAAGGUUAGAGGGUAACCGAACAACCAAAAAAACAAAGCCAGAUGGAAUUCUAGCAACUUCAUUUUCCCAGCUGGGCAGAUCUUUGUGCUUCCAGGUCUCCUGAGAACUGGACAGGCCUUUAACAGGAGGAAUCUUAUAUUUGAUGUUAGGAACGGCAAGCUCCAAUUGAUCUAGUGCGCAAUUGCUGAGAAGUGUAAAGGAGCCUUUGCCACCCAGGCAGCAUCUUGAGGAACAAAGAAUUCUGGGAAACUGACAAAAGUGGACGUGAACUGCUGAGGAAGGCAGGUGCACGUGACAAAAAGAAGGGAGAAGAAAGUGAAGUGCAGGAUGGAGACACAGAGCAGAGGUCGUCUGAGAGGAGUGCCCUCAGAAAGAACUGUGUUCUCUCUUCUGCUCACACUCAUCAUUGGCAUGUGUUGCGUUCAUGCUCUGGAGAUGUCUACUGGUAAGAUUCCAUUUCUGGAAGCAGUGAACGGCAGCACAGUCCUUCUGCCCUGCACCUAUGCCAGCUGUAUUGGGAUCACUAACCUCUACUUCAAAUGGGAGUUCAAUGAUAAUGGCACCAUGCGUAAGAUGGCUGAUUCUGUAAUUCCAACGGAUAAUGUGGAGCCAAAUAAAGUAAACAUUUGCCGUGAGAGGGUGGAGUAUGUUGGCUCCAGUAAAGGAAAUAACAUCUCCAUCCUGCUUUGGAAUAUAACAUUUGAGGAUGCAGGCGUCUACACCUGCUUUGGCAAAAACCCCAAAGAGAAGGGCAAGAAUCACAGCGCCAUUUUCACUCUAUAUGUAGUAGAUGAACUAAGGAAGGUUGAUAACACACUCACCAUCAUCAUUGCUUCCUGUGUUGGUGGAUUCAUCGCUUUGUUAAUGGCCUUCAUGCUGCUAAAGAACCUCACUCUGUUCGUUCUCGCAAAGAUUGAGGAAAAAAAUAAGGAGUGCCUUGUCACCUCCUCAGGGAUUGAUAACACAGAGAACGGUCUGUCGGGCUCCAAAUCUACACCAAAGAAAGCAUGACAGCGUGCAACCAAACAGAGUCACACAUGCACGUGAAAACAUGGAUCAGCCAUCAAGCUAUGCCCUCUCUGUUAAUUUACAUCCGUGUUUACAAAUGCUAUA
Molecule: messenger RNA, 1453 nt
Organism: Sinocyclocheilus grahami
Lineage: Eukaryota; Metazoa; Chordata; Actinopteri; Cypriniformes; Cyprinidae
Product: sodium channel subunit beta-4-like
Exons: 6
Coding region: 668-1351 (227 amino acids)
Biological process (GO): cardiac muscle cell action potential involved in contraction; regulation of sodium ion transmembrane transporter activity; regulation of ventricular cardiac muscle cell membrane repolarization
Cellular component (GO): plasma membrane; voltage-gated sodium channel complex
Molecular function (GO): transmembrane transporter binding; sodium channel regulator activity
Source: RefSeq, a predicted model, not a curated record